GAGGUUGAUAACAGUCUGAGAUGGUAGAUGGUAGAUGGUAGAUAGUAGAUAGAUAGAGAGAGAAUGGACAAGAGUUUGUUAAUAGAAGAGGGAGAGGACAGAGGAGGUGUUGAAAGAUGCGGUUUGUUUGUUGCAGAAGUGAAAAGGUUGGGAUGCAUAGCAGGGCCUAUGGUGGCUGUGAAUUUGUCUCAGUACUUCUUGCAAAUCAUUUCGAUCAUGAUGGUGGGUCAUCUGGGUCAGCUCUCUCUUUCCAGCACUGCGAUUGCCAUCUCUUUUUGUGCUGUCUCCGGCUUCAGUCUUCUUUUUGGAAUGGCUUGUGCACUGGAAACUUUGUCAGGGCAAGCUUAUGGAGCUCAGCAAUAUAAACAACUAGGACUUCAAAUCAACACUGCUAUUUUUUCUCUACUCCUAGUUUGUCUCCCUCUGUCUCUCGUGUGGAUCUACAUGGGAGAAAUACUAAUUUUCAUGGCCCAAGACCCUCUAAUUUCACUUGAAGCUGGUAAGUUUGCAAGGAUGCUCUUACCUGCACUCUUUGCUUAUGCAACUCUUCAGCCACUUUGUAAAUAUCUUCAGACACAAAGCUUGAUCAUUCCCUUGCUCGUAUGCGGUUGUGCUUCUCUGUGCUUCCACAUACCUUUUUGUUGGGCUAUGGUAUUUAAGUCUGGACUAGGACACCUUGGAGCAGCAUUAGCCAUUGGUAUGUCGUAUUGGUUAAAUGUGAUUCUACUCAUACUAUAUGUGACGUACUCCACUGCCUGUGCACGUACCCGGGUUCCAAUUUCUUUGGAGCUGUUUCAAGGAAUUAGAGAAUUCUUGCGUUUUGCAAUUCCUUCUGCCGUAAUGAUUUGCCUUGAAUGGUGGUCAUUUGAGCUCCUUAUCUUGCUGGCUGGUUUUCUACCAAAUCCGGAGCUUGAAACUUCAGUUUUAUCUAUAUGCUUGUCAACCAUCUCAUCACUGUAUACAAUACCAGAAGGACUUGGUGCAGCAGGAAGCACUAGGGUUUCAAAUGAAUUAGGUGCUGGAAAUCCCCAAGCAGCUCGAUUAGCUGUUGCUGCUGUUAUGUUUCUUACAGUCUCAGGGGUAGUUAUUAUAAGCUCAACCGUUUUCGCCAGCCGAUCUGUUUUUGGUUACAUUUUCAGCAAGGACAAGGAAGUUGUGGAUUAUGUCACUUCCAUGGCUCCUCUGAUUUGUCUAUCAGUUAUAUCCGACAACUUACACGGGGUUCUUUCUGGUAUUGCUAGGGGAUGUGGAUGGCAGGACUUGGGAGUGUAUGUCAACCUCGGAGCAUAUUAUCUAGUUGGGAUUCCGGUUGCUGCCACAUUGUGUUUCUGGUUAGACUUGAGAGGAAGGGGGCUUUGGAUUGGGAUACAAGUCGGUUCUUUUCUGCAAGCAUUUCUUUACUCUGUGAUAACAAGUUGUACAAAUUGGGAAGAAAAGGCAAGAAAGACAAGGGAGAGGAUAUUUGUGGAAAAAUCUCCAGUAAGAUAGCAGCCGUUCCAUUCUUUUUGAAGCAAUGUUCUCUGGUGCAAUGCAAUCAUACAGAUGGAUCAUUUGAAAUGAUGCUUUAGGUGAUUUUUAUAUGCUUAUUAUACCUCUAGGGUUUAUGCCUAUCAAAAUCAGAGAAGCAUGUAAAAUGUUACCAGUUUACGUGUAGGUAUGAUUGAAGCAUGAAAUAUAUUUUCCUGGCACCUCUAUAGACAUUUACCAA
Prunus dulcis (almond) is the source of this 1708-nucleotide messenger RNA. Its product is annotated as protein DETOXIFICATION 14-like. Lineage: Eukaryota; Viridiplantae; Streptophyta; Magnoliopsida; Rosales; Rosaceae. The record is from RefSeq and is a predicted model, not a curated record. Gene Ontology annotation, molecular function: xenobiotic transmembrane transporter activity; antiporter activity. Gene Ontology annotation, cellular component: membrane. The coding region runs from base 64 to 1488 and encodes 474 amino acids. The transcript is spliced from 7 exons. Gene Ontology annotation, biological process: xenobiotic detoxification by transmembrane export across the plasma membrane.